UUAAGUUCUAAACCCUCUACAAAAACCUCUCGACCACCUCAGCUGUAUCCCAUGGCUGCCUCACCGGAGGAAAAUGAAACACGGUCGAACCAAGCAGCCGCCGCCAGUGAUGAAGAGGACUACAAAGAUAUCGAUGAAGAAGAGGAAGCAGAGGCGGUUAAUGAAGGUACUCGGAUGCGGAUGGACAACCUGUUCCGGCGAUUGUCAACGGAACGAGUCCCGUUGCGUGUUCAUGAUGUGUUGAUCAAGGGAAACACCAAGACUAAGGAUUCGGUCAUCGAGGCCGAGCUCCAAGCCCUCAAGUCUGUCACUUCGUUCCAGAAGUUGCUCCAAGCCGCUAGUAUUGCCAAUGCUAAUCUUCAUCGCCUUGGAAUUUUCGAUUCUGUGAAUAUUACUCUAGAUGCUGGACCGCCGGAGCUCCCCGGGACUGCCAAUGUGGUUGUUGAAGUCACUGAAACUGCAAAUCCUCUUAGUGGGAACUUUGGGAUUUUCUCAAAGCCUGAGGCUAGAAGCUGGUCACUUGAAGGCUUAUUGAAGUUGAAAAACUUGUUUGGCUAUGGUGAUAUAUGGGAUGGUUCAUUGGCUUAUGGCUGGGACCAAACAUCAGAGAUUAGCACCGGUUUGUCUUUGCCUAGGUUCAAAAGGUUGACUACUCCUGUGACUGCUAGGUUAUCUCUUCUCUCUCAAGAUUGGUUGAAGUUUUCUUCUUACAAAGAGCGUGCAUUAGGUCUUUCCCUUGGCCUAUUAUCAUCCAGAAACCAUGAGUUAGAAUACAAUAUCUCUUGGCGAGCUUUAACAGAUCCAUCACAAAUGGCAUCUACAACUGUAAGGAGACAGCUUGGACAUCGUUUAGUCUCAGCAUUGAAGUAUACAUUUAGAACUGAUUUGAGAGAUUCACCUUUGAGACCGACCCAAGGAUAUGCAUUUGUUGCUACAUCAGAAAUUUCUGGCCUUUCACCAGAUUAUCGAAGCUUACGCUCUAUACGUCAGGUCUUUGAUCUUCGAUAUGCUUUACCCUUGGGAUUCUACAAUGCUGCAUUGAACUUUGGAAUUUCUGCUGGUGCUGUUCUUCCAUGGGGAAAUGGAUCUCUAAACACGCCCUCGUAUCUGCCUCAGAGAUUUUUCAUGGGUGGCAACUCUUCUCCGGUCUGCUUCUUGGGUGGCCCAACACCUAUCUUUGGUUUUAAGUCGAGGGGACUCGGCCCUGCUGAGCCUAGAAGGCAAGUUGGAGAAAGUGCUAAUGGUGAAAGUUCUGAUAAUGCUUCUGGGCUGGAUUUUAUUGGUGGUGACCUUGCCAUUACUGCUUUUACUGAUCUUUCUUUCGAUCUUCCACUGAAGAUAUUGAGAGAAGCUGGUAUUCAUGGCCAUGCAUUUAUUUGUACCGGAAGAACUAACAAAUUGUCCGAAAACGCGUUUCGAGAUCUCUCUUUUCAGAAAUUCCAAGAUUCAUUUAGAUCCUCAGCAGGAUUUGGUAUCAUUAUACCAACUAAGCUAUUCCGUAUGGAGGUCAAUUAUUGCCACAUAUUGAAACAACAAGAACAUGACAGGGCGAAGACCGGUGUGCAGUUUAGCUUUUCUUCAUCAUUGUAGAAGCUGGAAAAUUUUUUGUUUCUUCAAUUCAAUACAGCUAAAUUUGAGCUUAACGCCAUCAUCUUACCAGUUACCAAAGGUAAAUCUUACAUACUUUCCCCUCUUCGCAAAAUAGAUCUAGAUUAACGUUUUAUUCAAAUUAAAGUUUGAAUCCCUUUCUAUCUCUGGGUGGCAUAGGCAGCUUCAUAUAUCAUGUUGUACUUCAAAACCUCAAAUAGUGCUAGUACUGUGAAUAAAUUCAUUUCACAGAUGCAAAUUAUCUUGAAAUUAAAGCAAAACAACAUAGUACUAGUCAAAUAUUCGUAUUUUUCUACUACCCCAUUUGUGGAUACUAUGGUAUAUGCCCUGCUACAUUCAUUUCAUUGAU
Ipomoea nil (Japanese morning glory) is the source of this 1957-nucleotide messenger RNA. RefSeq names its product sorting and assembly machinery component 50 homolog. The record is from RefSeq and is a predicted model, not a curated record. NCBI's taxonomy places the organism in Eukaryota, Viridiplantae, Streptophyta, Magnoliopsida, Solanales, Convolvulaceae. Gene Ontology annotation, cellular component: outer membrane; SAM complex. Gene Ontology annotation, biological process: protein insertion into mitochondrial outer membrane. Bases 52 to 1590 code for a protein of 512 amino acids. The transcript has 4 exons.